Molecule: messenger RNA, 1404 nt
Organism: Prunus armeniaca (apricot)
Lineage: Eukaryota; Viridiplantae; Streptophyta; Magnoliopsida; Rosales; Rosaceae
Source: the annotation of a GenBank genome assembly
AUGGAGAAAGCGCAUAACAGACAGCGUGUUCUGCUUCAGCAUCUGUUGCCCAAUUCUUCUUUUUCCUCUGCUCCUCCUGAAACCCAUCAAUCUGCUGCCCUAUCUGCUUCAAUAUGUGCUGCUGGGGAUAGUGCUGCGUACCACAGAACAGCUGCUUUUGGAGACGAUGUAGUGAUUGUGGCAGCCUACCGUACUGCCAUUUGCAAAGCAAAGCGAGGAGGCUUUAAGGAUACUUCACCUGAUGAUUUACUGGCUCCUGUUUUAAAGGCACUAAUUGAGAGGACAAAUUUGAACCCAAGUGAAGUAGGGGAUAUAGUUGUUGGUACGGUUAUGGCACCUGGCUCACUUAGAGCAACUGAGUGCAGGAUGGCUGCAUUUUAUGCUGGUUUCCCUGAUACGGUUCCCAUCAGAACCGUCAACAGGCAAUGUUCGUCAGGCCUUCAGGCAGUUGCUGAUGUAGCUGCUUCUAUAAAAGCCGGAUUCUAUGAAAUCGGUGUUGCAGCUGGAUUGGAGUCCAUGUCAGUUGAUAAACUUGGCAGGAUGAACAAAAUUAACCCUAAAGUAGAUAUCUUUGCACAAGCCCGUGACUGCCUUCUUCCCAUGGGUAUUACCUCUGAAAAUGUUGCACAGCGAUAUGGUGUGACACGGCAGGAGCAAGACAAAGCUGCUGUUGAAUCACAUAGCCGUGCUGCUGCAGCAACAGCAUCAGGCAAAUUCCAAGAUGAAAUUAUCCCUGUAUCUACUAAGAUUGUGGAUCCAAAAACUGGAGAGGAGAGGCCUGUUACAAUUUCUGUGGAUGAUGGGAUCCGGCCAAAUGCAAACAUGAAUGAUUUGGCAAAGCUGAAGCCUGCAUUUAAAGCAGAUGGGUCUACAACUGCAGGAAAUGCUAGCCAGGUGAGUGAUGGUGCUGGAGCAGUUCUCCUCAUGAAGAGAAGUUUAGCUAUGCAGAAGGGGCUUCCUAUUCUUGGUGUUUUCAGGAGUUUUGCUGCUGUUGGCGUUGACCCCGCUGUCAUGGGAAUAGGUCCAGCUGCUGCAAUUCCAGUUGCGGUGAAAUCUGCUGGUCUGGAGCUUGAUGAUAUUGAUCUAUUUGAGAUAAAUGAGGCAUUUGCAUCUCAAUAUGUAUAUUGUUGCAAGAAAUUGGAGCUUGAUCCUGAAAAAGUCAAUGUUAAUGGAGGCGCUAUUGCUCUAGGGCAUCCUUUAGGCGCUACAGGUGCUCGCUGUGUUGCAACUCUAUUGAAUGAGAUGAAGCGUCGUGGCAAGGAUCACCGCUUUGGUGUGAUAUCCAUGUGCAUAGGCUCGGGUAUGGGGGCUGCUGCAGUUUUUGAGAGAGGGGACUCAGUCGAUGAGCUGUGCAACGUUAGAACAGUUGAAAGGAACAAUCUUUUAUCAAAUGAUGCUAGGUAG